AUGUCCAAGCACAACCUCAUCAAGCGCCUCGGGCUGCAGCAUCCGAUCAUCCAAGCGCCCAUGGCGGGCACCGCGACGCCCGCGCUCGCGGCAGCCGUCUCGAACGCCGGCGGCCUCGGCUCCAUCUCCAUCGCAAACUUUGACGCGCCGACGGCGCGCAAGAACAUCCAGGCGCUCAAGGCGCUGACGGACAAGCCGUUCAACAUCAACGUGUUCGUGCAUGUGGAGGGCGUGCAUGAUGCCGCGCGUGAAUCCGCAUGGCUCGACUUCCUCCGCCCCGAGUUUGAGCGGUACGGCGCGGCCCCACCCGCCGAGAUCAAGAACAUCAUGCCGACGUUCUACGCCAACGAGGCCGUCGCGCAGGUGCUUGUCGAGGAGCGCCCGCCCGUCGUCUCGUUCCACUUUGGCAUCCCGCCACCAGCGACGAUCAAGGCGCUCAAGGACGCCGGCUCGGUGCUCUUCGCGACGGCGACCAGCGUGGCCGAGGGCAAGCUCCUCGAAGCGGCGGGUAUCGACGCCAUCGUCGCGCAGGGCGUCGAGGCGGGCGGCCACCGCGGCGUCAUGGACCCCGCUGCGCCCGACGACGAGCUGACGACCGCGGCGCUCACGCGCCAGCUCGUCAAGCACACAGGUCUGCCGGUCAUCGCGGCCGGCGGGAUCAUGGACGGUGCCGGCAUCGCGGCGUACCUCGACCUCGGCGCCGAGGCGGCCCAGCUCGGCACGGCGUUCAUCGCGUGCCCCGAGAGCGCCGCAGACGACGGGUAUCGCGCCGCGCUGGGCGGCGACCCAGCCUUCCACACGCGGCUCGUGCCCAUCAUCUCUGGGCGAGCCGCCCGCUCAAUGACGACCAACUGGGUCAAGCUUGCGCAGGGCGAGCACGCCCUCGGCCCGGUGACCGACUUCCCGGCCUACCCCAUCGCGUACGAUGCCGCCAAGGCGCUCAUCGCGGCCGCCAAGGCGAAGGGCGACUUCGGAUGGGGCGCGUACUGGGCCGGCCAGGGCGCCCCGCUGUCCCGCGGCAAGGUGCCCGCUGCCGAACUGUAUGCGCAGCUGGUGGCUGAGCUUACUGCUGCGCGCCAGGCGAGCGCGUCCAAGCUGUAG
This is a messenger RNA of Vanrija pseudolonga, 1101 nucleotides long. Its product is annotated as putative nitronate monooxygenase. The coding region runs from base 1 to 1101 and encodes 366 amino acids. The transcript has a single exon. Gene Ontology annotation, molecular function: nitronate monooxygenase activity. Lineage: Eukaryota; Fungi; Basidiomycota; Tremellomycetes; Trichosporonales; Trichosporonaceae. The record is from RefSeq and is a predicted model, not a curated record.